AUGUCUCUGUCGAACAAGCAGCCUGCUUCUGUAUCGAAUCGCUGGCUUAGCAAUCUUAUUCGACCACGGGCAUCUUCUUUCUCUGUGGAAUCCUGUUUUAAUCUGACCGAUGUCGACCCUUCUACACCUCUCGAUGCACGCCCGGCCCUACCUCUCUUGUCGAAUUCUCAACCACUUCAAGUGCGUUGCAGACACCUAAAGGCUCUAUCAGAGCUCUGUAAAAAUUAUAAGUUCUCUCACCUUGAAAAUAUAUUUUUCGCAGUUCAAGAUAUUCUUGAAGUCCCUAUACCCAGGGAUGCACGCCACACAGUGUUUGAGUUCAUGUUGGCCUGCAUUCAUGGUCAAUAUGAUGACCUAGGCAUGGCGCGUGUUACAUUUUAUAGUGCUCUCAAGAGUCGCGACCAUUGGGAGGAUUUUGUCGACAUGUACAAUGUCCUGUAUGCUUUAUGCAAAGGAGGUCGAGACAUCUCUGGGUUUGAGAAAAAUAUCGCCAAACUCCUCAUGACCUGGAUCGACAUGGCCCUCUCAAGAGCACCAGACCAAUCACCAAAAGCCGUUCCUAUUGACUAUCUUAGUGACAUUCUCCACCUUCUGACCCUCACAGGAAAAUUCAACUUUGCGAUGUUUGAAGAAACUGAGGUGGCCGAUAUGAUAAAAGCCGUACGAGCAGCCUUCCAACUGUCCCAUCACCCAAAAGAUAUACAAGCCUGUUUAACAUUUGCAGACGUUGUGGUACGUUACCGGUUUGUGCCAUUUGAGGCCCUCAAGACAUUUUUGGAAAUCCUAUGCGAGUCUAUAGUUUUGCCAGAAGAAGUACUCCCAACCGGUUCACUCUCUGUCUGGUCCAUUUUCAUGAACCUUUUACGAUCUCACUGCGCUCACAGCUCAAUCCUGACGCUCUGCAAGUUCCUUGAUAGUCCAGCUAAUCCAGUAAUUGCCCAAGGUGCUAUGCAACUUCUCAGUGAAGCUGCUUGGGGACAGAAAUCUAAGACAGGGGCAGAAACAUAUAUGGUCUCAGAUACGGUUUUACUCAUGUAUCUAAGAAGAGCUACUCUCCAGCAAAAUGGAGUAAUGUGUGCUUCUGUAUUGAACUGUCUUGUAUCCCUGGUAGAGAACCCCGAAAACAAACUGGGCUUGCUCGACUGGGAUGUUAUUUGGGAUUGCAUCGAUAAUUGCACGGAAUAUGUCCUUAAGCUCGACAGUCCACUCAAAGAUAUGUUUGAAUAUCCUGUCGUGGAUGAAAAGGCAGAUAGACUGGAUCCUAUUUAUCAAUUUGUACGCUUCAUCACUCGAAUUCACAGCCAAUUCACCACCAAAAAAUACCUCGGUCCAGUUGCACGCUUUAUGAAAACAUUAUAUACUAUCCGACACGUUAUUUCAGAGAAUCUAGCUAGCAUUCUAUUGACAUACUAUGAAACCGAACAUGUUUUGCUACCAUCUGCCGAGAAUUGGCUCUCCCUCCUUCUUGAUGUUAUCAAAACCUUUCUCGUACCUGUCACAGUUUCACACAUCAUACGUGAACGCACACUCGUGAUUGUUAGACAUGUUUAUGAAUCCGCAAGGGAUUUUUAUCCCGAAGAAAUGUACACCAAGGUGAUAAUCCCAAUGAUGACCAAGAUGGCCCACGAGCCAGAUACAGAGAUUCGUCAAGGGGUUGUUGAUAUUUUGGUAGAUGCUAUUCACGAUUGUCGUGAUAAAACUUGUUUUGAUACAAUGUUAGAGCUCUUGGACGAAUGUGCUCGGUGCAAGUGCUUUCGAGAACCCAAAACACAAAUCCAAUCUCUCAAGGAAGAGGCAACAAUGGCCGGCUUGCGACGCUCUCAUAGCCAAUCACAGCCUACCUCUCAUCGACUACACUCUCCAUUGAUGACUCUUCCCAGAAGCACGUCGGUUUCUCCUGCAGUUAGUCCAAUGAUUCCUUCUAGCAAACAAGAACAUUCUGCGUGUAUGGGACUUUCGGCCAUGAAUGGUCUCAUUACAAUAUUUGAACGCCUUUUGUACGGUGAGAGUACGGCAUGCGCAAAGGUUUUUAAGGUGAUUACAGAAUCAGCGAAUAGCAACGAUGAUGUGAUGUGUCCUUCAGGUGGCGUCAAGAUUAUUGCAUUAGAUUUACUCCUCCGUCUUCGAUGCCCUCCAAAUCAUAGAAUAUAUGUGAUACAAGAAGAUGAUCUCAACGAUCCUACCACUGCUACAAUGCGUAGAGAGCGAGAGAGGCGUAAGCCAGAAGAUAAAUCCGCAGGACUUUUAGGCCCUGCUGUGACCCUGACUCCAGUGAAAAAACAACCUAGCCCAACCGUUUUGUCUUAUUUUGACGAACAUACUGAUCCCAGUAGCGGUACUUCCCUCCCACUUGAUGAAGCACUCAAGGCCUACAUCAAGAUUAUCUCACAAAGUUCUGAUUGGGAUACUGUUCUCUUUGUUCUUAAACGACUUCCUAUCCAGCUGUCAAACAAGCAUCUUUUCUGCGGUGCCACUCUUCAGAUACACAAGCUAAGGAGAGCUGUUGUCAAAUGGAUAAACACUCGAAAAUUCCUUGAGAAUGUGAGCACCUUACCACCGACCGUCAAACGCAAUGACCUCAACCGCUAUGCUUAUGACAUAUUGACAAUGUUGAUAUCCUAUCGUCGUGUAUUCAGUAAACAGGAUCAGGAUGAAAUUGUUUAUGCCUUCUACAUAGGAAUAACUCAUGUCACAGCAUCAACAAAACCAUGUAUCAACGCUCUCAACCUGUGCUGCCAUGAACUCCCUCUAUCGAUAGCCAAGAUGAUCAAUGAAAUACUCCAGAAAAUGUCCCAGAUAAUUUCUGUCAGCAGUGUAUCUGUGCAUAUUCUCGAAUUCCUGUCUGCAUUGGCAAGACUUCCAAAUUUAUAUUCCAACUUUACGAGCGAUAUGUAUAAACCCGUGUUUGCUAUUGCCCUCAAUUAUCUUCAAUAUUCCCACACAGUUACCCAGUCCCAAUCAGCGACCUCCACACCAACCAGUUCACCUAUGAUUGGAUCGCCACUUCCAGGCAGUUCACCGUCUACUCCUCUUCAAUCCAAAGAACCUCAACAACAUCAGAGUGCCAUGGCUCAAUAUGUACUUAUCAUGGCUUAUCUGGUUAUCACAAUCUGGUUCACAGCAAUGCCUCUCAGAGAACGGCGUAAACAUGUGCCCUUUAUUAUCCAACGCUUGUUAGGUGGAAAUCCACUCGGACGCCCGAUUGACGAACAAACUUUUACUUGCAUUGACAUGCUUUCUCGUUUCAGCUUCUCUGAUAUCAGCCUUUCACCUACAAAAUCACUUGUCUCAAAAGUUCUGAUAGGAGAAACCUCUGGGACGAAGAAUAGCCGAACAUGGGUCUAUGGUCAUACGCUUCUAACUCUCAAGACAGCCAAGGUCAUAGGUUGGGUAGAAGUAACCAUCCGCCGACCAUCGGGAACAUUUUCUAUGAUGUGUAAUAUUGAAAACAAGAUAAAAACGGACCAGGUUGACUACAAAACUUUACCUGCUCUCUUGAUGAUGCAAUGUCAGCCAGAUAUUGAAGCAAGACCUCUUGAUGAUGGAUGGAAACCAAAGUCUGACGAAGAUGCUUUAGGAAUUACUUUUGAAGAUACACGAGAUGAUGACCAGAAAACGACCGUGACUCAGCCACAUUCACGGCGCCAAUCUGAACAAGCUAACGCAAGUUAUUCUUUGCCUCUAUCUCGAUCUGGAAGUGCAUCAAUGACUCCUGUACAAGGUCCUGAAGUUACAGUUACCAGCCCAGAUCUUUCUUACAGACGAGGUUCUCUCUCUCAAAAGCUCCCUACGGAUAGCAUGACUACAGGUCCUAGGGCAAUACAAGGAGAACAAGACCCUUUCGCAAUUCGAUCCGAAGUGGAAGAAAGAAGAGGAUUGAUGAUUAAGGAAAUCAUGUCUGAUCCUCAAAAUUCGGCCCAUCCAGGGAAUAAUAUUAGAAAAGCAGACCAAUUGCUUGACCCUGGUUUGCUUUACCUUCAACUAUAUAAUUAUCCAGAUAUCACUCGCCUUGUCGAGGCACCCCCUCCAUUACCUGAUGACGAUGCUACCUUGCGUACACUGGCUACGCUUGAUCGUAUACCUGUGGUUGAUUUUCACAAGAUUGGAGUACUGUAUGUAGGACCUGGACAGAAUCACGAGGUCGAGAUUUUGGCAAAUACUAUCGGGUCUCCAGACUACAUCAAAUUUCUCCACGGAUUGGGUACAAUUGAACGUCUCCGUGGUAAUACAGGCAAUACGGGUGGAUUGGACCGUGAGAUGGAUAUCGAUGGUAGACACGCAUACUUUUGGAAGGAUGAUGUAACUGAGAUGAUCUUCCACGUGGCAACAAUGAUGCCUACCAAUCUUGAACGAGAUCCUCAAUGUAGUGCAAAGAAGCGACAUAUCGGAAACGAUUAUGUGUCAAUUGUUUACAAUGAUUCUGGGGCUGACUAUGCAUUUAAUACGCUUCCCGGACAGUUUAACUUUGUGAACAUUGUUGUCUCGCCACACUCUAUAUCGACCGAGACCAUGGCAACACAAGCCCUGUGGGGUGCCGAGAAUUCAUUCUUCAGGGUGGAACUACAGCGAAGGCCGGACAUGCCGGAUAUUGGACCGAUUACCGAACCAAAAUUGAUUUCGGCUCAUUCACUUCCCGGAUUUGUUCGACAAGUGGCCUUACACGCUAAUAUUUUUGCUCAGGUGCAAUCUGGAGCCAACGGAAAGCGGGAGUAUGUUGCUCAUUGGCGAGAACGACUGAGACACAUUAGGCGUGUAAGAGACAGGGCAACUGGUAACACAUCUGCGCCAACAACACCUCUGGCUAAUGCAACAAAACCAAAGGAAGGAAUUAGUCUGGAAGCCCUGCUGGAUUUUACACGCUACACUUAGGCAACAACAAUAACAACAAUAACAACAACAACAACAACAACAACAAAAACGUUUUGCCUUAUUUACCCAUUAUUUCUCCCUCCCUUCUUAUCUCACCCCUUUCUCUCACACACUCCCUCUUAAAUAUCUUCUUCAUGGAACUACACACUAUGUAUACGCCCUUCCUUUUUUGCAUAUACACUUGCAUUUAACUAUUCAAUCAUAAUAAUAACAUAUAGCAAUAAAUUGAAAUGAAAUGAAAUAAAUGGCUGACCGGCGUAAAU
Molecule: messenger RNA, 5132 nt
Organism: Phycomyces blakesleeanus NRRL 1555(-)
Lineage: Eukaryota; Fungi; Mucoromycota; Mucoromycetes; Mucorales; Phycomycetaceae
Exons: 2
Coding region: 1-4869 (1622 amino acids)
Biological process (GO): positive regulation of GTPase activity; regulation of small GTPase mediated signal transduction; negative regulation of TOR signaling
Cellular component (GO): TSC1-TSC2 complex; cytoplasm; nucleus
Molecular function (GO): GTPase activator activity
Source: RefSeq, a predicted model, not a curated record